Messenger RNA from Labrus mixtus (cuckoo wrasse), 3666 nucleotides. RefSeq names its product netrin g1a (gene ntng1a). Lineage: Eukaryota; Metazoa; Chordata; Actinopteri; Labriformes; Labridae. The coding region runs from base 686 to 2428 and encodes 580 amino acids. The record is from RefSeq and is a predicted model, not a curated record. The transcript has 10 exons. Gene Ontology annotation, molecular function: cell-cell adhesion mediator activity.
AUUGUGUGUGAGAGCAGCGAGUCUGUCCGCUCCUCUCUCUCUCUCACUCUCUCUCUCUCUCUCUCUCUCUCUCUGCGGCUCUCUGUGGUCACACCUGGAAUCUGAUUUUAGAUUUUUUUUAAAUCUUUACAUUUGGAGGAUUUUCUUUUCUCUGCUGUGUCCGUGUCUUUAUGACGUCGCCUGUACCGGGAGCUCUCCUUCCUUCCCGGAGCUAACUGGUCUCUUCCUCGGUGAGUGUCCGCUUCCUGCGCCACGCCGAGAUGUCCCGUUUCAAAGCGGAUUAAUGUGGCUGCAACAGGCGACAUGGCGGGCUGUCCCCGUCGGAAUGAAGCACUGAAGACCCCCAGAGAGAGCCGCUUGGCCGAGCAGGACCAUGACUGACAGCACGGAGAGCUGAGGAGACCUGUCAAUCAUCUUCCUAUCAGCGUGUCAGAGGGGCUAUCUCCUGCUCCCCUUCCUCCUCCUCCUCCUCCUCCUCCUUCCUCCGUCUUCUCCUCUUAUCUUCUCAAUGGGCUGCUGACCCCGCAGACUCUCCACAAACCUGAAACGGGCAGAAAAACAGCUUUCAAACGGAGCGGCUCCACCUGAGGAGAGUCUGGCAUGCCUCCCCCCUCCAGCUGAGUGAGAGGACCAAGAAGAAGAAGAAGAGGGAUCCUGUGUUUGUACCCCAUCAGGAGGAGCAGUCAUGCGUUUCCAGUUUGCGUUGACGCUGCAGGCGCUGUGGACCGCCGUGUGCCAGGCGGCCAUGCAGCACUACCCUGCAGCGUGGGGUCACUACGAUGUGUGCAAGUCCCAGGUGUACUCGGACGAAGGCCUGACCUGGGACUACAUGGCCUGCCAGCCGGAGGCAGCAGAUAUGACCCAGUACCUGAAGGUCACUCUGGACCCCCCCAACAUCACCUGUGGAGACCCUCCGGAGACGUACUGUGCCCUGGAGAACCCGUACAUGUGUAAUAACGAAUGUGACGCCACCACAGAAGAACUGGCCCACCCUCCAGAGCUCAUGUUUGACAUCGAGGGUCGUAACCCCACGACCUUCUGGCAGUCCACGUCCUGGAAGAAGUACCCGAAGGCUCUGCUGGUCAACAUCACGCUGUCCUGGAACAAGACCAUCGAGCUGACGGACGACAUCGUCCUCACCUUCGAGUCCGGCCGGCCCGAGCAGAUGGUUCUGGAGAAGUCUCUGGAUUACGGACGAAGCUGGCAGCCGUACCAGUUCUACGCCACGGACUGCCUGGACGCCUUCACCAUGGAGCCCAAGACGGUCCAGGACCUGACCCAGCACACCCUGCUGGACAUCAUCUGCACCGAGGACUACUCUCGAGGCUACGUGUGGAAGUACGAUAAAACUGUUCGCUUUGAGAUCAAGGACCGCUUUGCUCUGUUCGCCGGACCCCGCCUCCACAACAUGGCUUCACUUUAUGGUCAGCUGGACACGACCAAGAACCUGAGGGACUUCUUCACCAUCACAGACCUGAGGAUCCGCCUCCUGAGGCCCGCCACAGGAGCUACGAUGGUGGACGAGAACAACCUGUCCAGAUACUUCUACGCCAUCUCUGACAUCAAAGUCCAGGGCAGGUGCAAGUGCAACCUUCACGCCAACAGCUGUGUGUUCGACAAAGAGAAGCUGAGCUGUGAGUGUGAACACAACACCACGGGGCCCGACUGCGGCCGCUGCAAGAGGAACUACCAGGGGCGAGCGUGGAGCGCCGGCUCCUACCUGCCCAUCCCCAAGGGCACGGCCAAUACCUGUAUCCCUAAUAACAUUGGUCCAGUUAUUCGGCCGAAUGUCUCAUCGCUAGGUGUCGCUAACCGAAAAGAAGUAGCUCCUCAGGUUGCGUUGUCCACUGCCCCCUCUGUCCACGUUGCAAACAGCAAGCGAGACUGCGAAUGCUUCGGCCACUCCAACCGAUGCAGCUACAUCGAGCUGCUAAACACCGUCAUUUGCGUGAGCUGUAAGCACAACACUAGGGGGCAGCACUGCCAGCUAUGCAAGCUGGGCUUCUACCGCAAUGCCUCUGCAGAACUGGACGAUGAAAAUGUUUGCAUAGAGUGUAAUUGUAAUCCCUUUGGCUCAGUCAGUGAUCGCUGUAAUGGCACAGGAUUUUGUAUAUGUAAGGAGGGCACUACAGGGCCCAAGUGUCAGGAGUGUCUACCCGGAUAUUUGUGGGACGAUGGCUGCAAAUCCCGGGUGUGUGACAAUGAGCUCCUUCGUUGCCAAAAUGGCGGCGUGUGUGUGAACAACGUCCGCUGUAACUGUCCCUCCACCUACACGGGCGUGCUGUGUGAGAAGUCCCGCUGUGAGUCGGAGCUGGGGGGCUGCGGGGGGGCCGACUCAGGCCACGCCCCCAUGACUCCACCCUCCUCCCCCCAGCUGCUGCUGCUGGUGCUGCUGGGCUCUGCGCUGCUGAGAGCAGCCUCCUGCUGAACGGACCGGGACCUGGCGGGAGACAUGACCCCGCCCACCUCCUCCACCUUUACCUCCCCCCUCCCCCCCCCCCUGAAAUACCCAUCAAACCUGAACAUGAGCUUUGAGGACUGAACCGAGCUGCUCGCCGUCGGACUCUACAGACACUCGAAAAAGGGAAUGUGCAGACAAAGAGUGCAAAAACUUUAUUUAAUUUAAAGAAUAUAUCAAAUAAAAAAAACAUAUACUUCUAAAAAUGACAGAUAUUAUAAAAAAAGAGCUUAAUAACGAGUAAAAGAGCCCCUCCCCCUCCAAGCCAUACAGGUAUGAGCUCCUUCCACUUUGAGGAGGGAACAUGACAGAUGCUGACUUCCUCUCUUAUUGCCACGGCAACAACAGCUGCGACCAAUCAGCUCUCCUGCAGCGGCCGCCGAUCUCCCCCUGGGACGCUUGUGCGAGUUAAAGAUGGCUGAAGAGACGGCGCAGACGUCUCAGAGACACACAAACAUUCAGACACACACGGUGUGUUCUUUGCUGUCAGUGCUUUGUGGAUUGAAGGAAAUCUGUCGGACUGCCUCUUUGUGACACAGAACCCCCCUCCCUCUUUCCUCCCCCUCCACAUGUCGACCCCCCCACCUCUCUCUAGCUUCUGUCUCCCCUCUUCAUCCUCCCCCCCUCCCGCCCUCCCUAGCCAUGCUGACACCGACCUGUGCUUUCGUGAACGUUUCUCUGUAAACCCUCGCUGGUUGAAAGAUUCUUCUUUUGUCCGAUGUUAGUGAUGCACAUGUGUAAGAAGCCCCUCCCCUUCCCCCUUCCCCCCACCCCUUCCAGAAAGUUCCUCUGAUUCUUUUUCUAUCUCAGACCAAACACGCUCCCCGCCGUCCAAGGAUAGUCUCCACCUGAGCAGACGAGGAGUGCGUAGAAAACCAUUGGUGUAUUUGCAAGUUCUCUUUGAGGAGCGAGCGCCACAGCGUCAUCGAGUCCUUUUGUAUCUUUGAACUGUGAUAGCAAACAGGCCGCCUUUAAUGUGUCUCCUCCAGACGUCACGUUCUUUUCUCUUCUUCUCUUAUUUGUUGAUCCAACUUUGAGUUGUGCAGUUAUUUCCUUUGUAUUGGCAACGUGCUGGCAUCAAAGAAUCUCAGUUUACAUCAGCAGUAUUAAAGAAGUGUAAUAAACUCCCACCAAAGGACAUCCGACAUGUUUCGUUCUUGCUUUAACACUCGAACAUUUAAGUGAAUAAAAGUUUAAAAGUGAACCUG